AUCAAAUGCAAGGAGGAAGAAGAGGUCCCAACAGGACAUCCUACUGUCGCAAUCCACUCUGUGAGCCAGGAUCCUCAGGGGGCUCUGGUGGGGGUCACACUUCCAGCGCAUCCGUCACCAGUGUCCGUUCCCGCACCAGGAGCAGUUCUGGAACUGGUCUCUCCAGCCCCCCACUGGCCACCCAGACGGUCGUGCCUCUACAGCACUGCAAGAUCCCUGAGCUGCCAGUCCAAGCCAGCAUUCUCUUUGAGUUGCAGCUCUUCUUCUGCCAGCUCAUAGCUCUCUUCGUCCACUACAUCAACAUUUACAAGACAGUGUGGUGGUAUCCACCCUCCCAUCCACCCUCCCACACCUCCCUGAAUUUCCACCUGAUCGACUUCAACUUGCUGAUGGUGACCACCAUUGUUCUGGGCCGCCGCUUCAUUGGGUCCAUCGUGAAGGAGGCUUCUCAGAGGGGAAAGGUCUCCCUCUUUCGCUCCAUCCUGCUGUUCCUCACCCGCUUCACCGUUCUCACGGCAACAGGCUGGAGUCUGUGCCGCUCCCUCAUCCACCUCUUCAGGACCUACUCCUUCCUGAACCUCCUGUUCCUCUGCUAUCCGUUUGGGAUGUACAUUCCGUUCCUGCAGCUGAAUUGUGACCUCCGCAAGACAAACUUCUUCAGCCACGUGGCCUCCGUGGGGCCCCGGGAGGCGGUCAGUGGCCUGGCACGGAGCCGGGACUACCUGCUGACGCUGCGGGAGACCUGGAAGCAGCACACACGGCAGCUGUAUGGCCCAGAGGCCAUGCCCACCCAUGCCUGCUGCCUGUCACCCAGCCUCAUCCGCAGCGAGGUAGAGUUCCUCAAGAUGGACUUCAACUGGCGAAUGAAGGAGGUGCUGGUCAGCUCCAUGCUGAGCGCCUACUAUGUGGCCUUUGUGCCCGUCUGGUUCGUCAAGAACACACAUUACUAUGACAAGCGCUGGUCCUGCGAGCUCUUCCUGCUGGUGUCCAUCAGCACCUCAGUGAUCCUCAUGCAGCACCUGCUGCCUGCCAGCUACUGUGACCUGCUGCACAAGGCCGCUGCCCAUCUGGGCUGCUGGCAGAAGGUGGACCCAGCGCUGUGCUCCAACGUGCUGCAACACCCGUGGACUGAAGAAUGCAUGUGGCCACAGGGCGUGCUGGUGAAACACAGCAAGAACGUGUACAAAGCAGUGGGUCACUACAACGUGGCCAUCCCCUCGGACGUCUCCCACUUCCGGUUCCACUUUUUUUUCAGCAAACCUUUGCGGAUCCUUAACAUUCUGCUGCUGCUAGAGGGCGCUGUCAUUGUCUACCAGCUGUACUCCUUAAUGUCCUCAGAAAAGUGGCACCAGACCGUCUCGCUGGCACUCAUCCUCUUCAGCAACUACUACGCCUUCUUCAAGCUGCUGCGGGAUCGCCUGGUGUUGGGCAAAGCCUACGCGUACUCAGCCAGCCCGCAACGGGAUCUGGACCACCGCUUCUCCUGAGUCUCCAGAGUGACCCCUGGGACAGCAUCCAGGCUUCAGCCAGGGUCUCUGGGAAGGGGCUGUUGGGGAGGGAUAGUAAGGGGCAAAACAAAACAAAAAACCGACAAAAAAAAAAAAUCCACCAGAGCUUUGUAUUUUUGUUACAUACUGUUUCUUUCUUUGUAAUUGAUGUGAUUAUGAGGAAAAAAGUCCUAUUUUUAUACUCCCAAUUAGCUUGUGUCCUGUAUUUCUUUUCCUUCUGGACUGACACAGCAGAGGUGUGGUCAGUGGGGUUCUGGACUGGGAAGUCCCAAGGGUGGCUUCCAGGGCCCCUGUGGGCUCAGCCUUCUCCAGUGGAGAGAUGAGCAGGCACUAUGGGUCAUGGUAGUGGUGAUAGCCGGGAGCUCAGAGAGCUUACGUGACUUGCCCCAGGUAACACAGCUAGGAAGUGGCAGAGCUGAGCACAAAGAGUCCUCUGGCAGUGGACACUACUAUCCUAGCAGAAGGUGAUGUGCGGAGUCAUCAUGCAGACACAGCCCCGCUCUGUGCCAACUGCUCUGGUAGGUGGUGAGAGUGCCUACUACACUGUGAUGGUCUAACAGUGACAAUGUACACAGGAGCACAGCAGGGAGGAUGCCCUCCAGGCUUUCUGGGGGAGGGACAGCCUGAGUUCUACAGCUCUUUCCUGGAUGGAUAAGGAGGAGGAAAGGCAUUUCAAGUGAAAGAAUGGGCCUAGGCACCAACAGAUCUGGAACACGCUGGUAGUGUUUGGGGAGGGAAGAGAAUAGUUUCCAAAGCAAGAAGGUAUGAGGAAGGUGUGGCUGAUGGGGUGGGGCUGGAAAGGUUUGCCCGGGCAGGAUCUGGGAGGACAAAUGGCCCUAAGCUAGGGAGGUUAUGUGAAACCAGCCAAAUC
Condylura cristata (star-nosed mole) is the source of this 2379-nucleotide messenger RNA. RefSeq names its product transmembrane protein 39B (gene TMEM39B). NCBI's taxonomy places the organism in Eukaryota, Metazoa, Chordata, Mammalia, Eulipotyphla, Talpidae. Gene Ontology annotation, cellular component: membrane. Bases 6 to 1487 code for a protein of 493 amino acids. The transcript has 9 exons. The record is from RefSeq and is a predicted model, not a curated record.